AGCGGUUGACGCCUGACACGUCCAUCCCUCUGGGCGCUCUCAUUGGACAAUCACAGCUCAAUCUCUACCGUGACUGGCUGCGAAAGAAGUCAAUCAAACUCGCUUUCGAAUAGUGGGACUGGGAAAUAACUUCUUCCUACGCGUCAGAGAAGUUUUGGAACACUGGCCAAACUUUUUUUGAGCCCUCCCCCCACCUCUCUCACACUCAUUCCUCUGUCCGUUCCGGUGGUAGACCCGUGAUGGAGACUCAGAGUUCUUAAACUGCGCCGGUAGAAAAGUGACUCCUCGUGGUCGAUUACGGCGAGGAUAAUAACGGUAAAAGAGAUCGAGAAUGGAGACGGUUGAGCAGCUCGUUUCGUUUAACCAUAUCCAAGUCCAGCUGAAGGGAGGCUCGCCUUGGGGCUUCACGCUGAAAGGAGGUCUCGAACACGGAGAACCGCUCAUCAUCACUAAAAUAGAAGAUGAUGGAAAGGCAGAACAGUGUAACAAGCUGAGGGUGGGAGAUGAGCUGGUGAAUAUUAAUGGAUCAGCCCUGUAUGGUUCACGACAAGAGGCCCUCAUCCUCAUCAAGGGAUCCUAUAGGAUACUGAAGAUCACCGUACGCAGACGCAGUAUACCUGUGAUCAGGCCUCACUCCUGGCAUCUGACCAGGCUGUCAUCAUCAGAGUCCCCCCCCAGUUCUACCCCUCUCCCCGCUCUCCCUGCCGACACCCUCCCCCCCCCCCCCUGCCCCCCCUCUGCCAUGCAGCUCCACCCUGGGCCCUACACACUACCCUGGCACUCGACAGCAGACACCAGUGAUCUGUCUAUCCAGUGGAAUCAGCUCUCCAGACACUACUCCACAGACCACAGCAGUUCUUUAGGUAGCAUGGAGAGCCUGGAGCCUCCUAGCAGCCAAGUGUACUACGAUUCCCAGAAUUCACCAGUGGACCCUGCCAUCUUCAACAACAAGAGGGACUACAAUUCCCCUGUUGACCCCGGCAUCUUCAACAACAAGAGAGACUACAAUUCCCAGAAUUCCAUAGUGGACCCUGCCAUCUUUAACAACAAGAGAGACUACGAUUCUCAGAAUUCCCCAGUGGACCCUGUCAUCUUCAACAACAAGAGAGACUACGAUUCCCAGAAUUCCCCUGUCGACCCUGUCAUCUUCAACAACAAGAGAGACUCUGCCUAUAGUUCUUUUUCAGCUAGUUCUAAUACGUCUGACUAUACUGUCUCACUGAGGCCUGGUGAAGCCUGUUCCAUGGACAAUAUCCUCCAGAGCCUGGGGCCAGGGGGGCCCACCAGCCAGGGGUAUGCCUGCGGCGAUACACCGUCCCUGGGGAGGGAGUCAGGCGAGCCCCAAGAUGAGACCAGGACCUCUGCCUUACUAAAGUCUGGGUCGCUGACCAGACCCAGAGUGAGGCGGCCAGAAGCGAAGGAGAGACCAUCUUCAUACUGUUAUGAGGACGAGAGGAGGAAGGGAGAAGGGGAGAUGGGUGGAGGAGAAGGGGAAAGGGAGGUUUCGAGUCCCCCCCAGCCACCGACCAGGAAGGACAGUUUCAGGGCCACCCGGGGUUGCUCCGGGGUCACAGAUGACAAAGUACAACGAUGCAUCCCUGACCCCGUCGGAAUUCCCAGCCUCUCCCAGUGCCAUGCCGACGACGAUGACGACGAUCUUCUGAACAUUCCGGGCGUUCUGAGCAACAACAGCUAUCCUGCUACUAGUGAGACGUCAAAGACUGAGGGAAACAGAAAUGGAAACAGGGUUGGGAAUUUCAAAGGUGAUUCCUUAGAGCAGUACUACACCCUUAUCUCCAAGAAAAAAAGUUCCCGUAAGGACAGCAACUCAUUGAUCCAGAAUAGCCACCCAGACCCCCUUUCCCCCCUCCUCCCUGCUCCAGAGAUAAGCCCCACUUCUCCCAUCUCAAGCCCCGGCCCUCCUGACACCUCCAUAGAUCCAGAACCCUUAGGGGAGCCCAGCCACCUCCUCCCCCAGAACAAGCACUCCUCAUUAGGUCUCUACAGACACAGCGCCCCUGAGAAACUCUUGUCCCAGCUACGUCUCCUAGAGUUCACCAGCGACCCCUCAGACCCUUCAGACCGUAGCUCCGCCUCCCCCUCCAGCUCCCAGUGGUCUCAUUCCCCCUUUCACCCCACCAGAGAGAACCUAUCUGAGGAUCUAGGGAGUAACAACGCCCCUGUCCAACUCCAGGAGAACCAGGGGAAGUGGGGAGAGGGUGCUGGAGGAGGAGGGAGUCGCUGCUCUUCCCCAGGAUCGGUGGACAUCGAUGGGGUUAGAGAGGCAAGGGAGAUGGGAUUGGUGGUGGGGGGAGCUGCUGCUACUCUCCUCUCUCCCAUCCAGCUCCAACACCCCUGGGCUAGGUCAUUGAGUGUACCAGGGUCAGAGAAGCCUUCUGGAGGCUGUAACCAGGGAGGAGUGAGCUCUGAGCGGGUACGGAAGACAGACUUUGGGCCUCUCAGUGCUGCAGCAAGUGUGGAUAGCUUACUUGAGGAGAAUCUGAGAGGAGGAGGAAGAGAAGAAAGAAGAGGAGAAAGAGAGGAUGAUGAUGAUGAUGGAGAGGUGCUGAUGAAGAAACCCAGGAGUCACCGUUCGUCCCGGUCACGCCGCCGCAGCGAACGCUUCGCCACCAACCUCCGAAAUGAGAUCCAGCGCAAGAAAGCUCAGCUGUCGAAGAGCAAAGGCCCAGGAGGGUUGCUCUACGGCGGGGAGACGGUCGAGGAAGAAGAGGGUCCUGACCUGGAGGACCUCCAGAUGGAAGAGGCUGACGACCUCAAGGAAAGGUGCUCCCAGGAAAGGUGCUCCCAGGAAAGGUGCUCCCAAGGCAGGUACACCUCGUCUGAUGACAGCCGAUCAGCUCCAGACCCUGGAAGUCUACUGGCCUCUACUUCCACACCCCAGCUCCACCAGCUGUCCCCAACCCCAGUUUCAGCUCUGCAACCCCCCAGGGAUGAAGAUCCUGAACCACCAGAGGACCAAGACCAAGCGUCAGACCCAUCCAGGACCACCCAGUGGUUGGUUCCAGCCAUGCCCAGCUGCGAUGUGGGAACCCAGGUGGUGGAGGAGCAAGAUCCAGCUGGUAUGGCUCGCCAAUGGAGGUGGACGCCCGAACACCAUCUCCAACUGGAAAUGGGCACCGACCGUCAGGGCGAGAGGGUUACAGGGGCCCUGGGGUUAUCAGGACGAGGAAGAGCAACCUCCUCCUCCUCUUCCUCCACCACCACUCGUUCUUCUCGUACGGAGGAGUGCGAUGUUCUUCCUUUCGCGGAUCGUUGUAAGUUCUUUGAGGAGACCAGUAGGAGUAUGUCUGUGUGGAAUCUGCCAGGCCUGACGAGUCGAAGACAGAGGCCAGAUAGACACGGGAGGCAGCCUCAUCCAUCCACGCUGGAGAACCAGGGAGGGGGCUACGGACAGGGAAAAGCCCAGCGGAGGUACUCAUACCAGGGGGGAAUCCAGAAGGAAAGUCCCCUAUCGAUUACAACCAUGGAGACCCGGAGACAAUUGAUUUGCAGCAACAGGGAUAGAGAAAAGGAGGGGGAGAGAGCGAAGGAGGGGGAGAGAGCGAAGGAGGGGGAGAGAGAGAAGGAGAGAGAGAAGGAGAGAGAGAAGGAGGAGGAGCAGAGACAAUGCGAAGAGAAGGCUAGACUGAGAGAGAGGGAGAGAGAAAGAGAGAAGGAGAUUGAGCUGGCGAGGGAAUGUGAGAGGGAGAUAGAGAGACAAGGAGAGAGGGAGAGAGAGUCACUCAGUACAGCUCGGGACCUCUACAACACUCGGACUCAGCUCCAGGCAUACCAGAAGAACCAGCCCCACUCCUGCCCCCAUCUCCAAGCCCAGAUAGAGGCCCCUCAUUCAGCCUUCCACCCUGUCAAAACCCCUCUCCUCCAGGACAACCAGGCUCCACAUCAGGGGUUCCUACCAUAUGGCUACACACCAACAGAGGAGUAUCCUGUCCCAUCCCAGCCGUUACCGCGGGAACAAACACAAAUCAACAGGAAGUUCAGCCUGACUGAGAGGGACUACCCACGGUACAGACGUGAUUCCUGCACCAGGCCACCAGAUUGUGCUAUAACAGUUACACCACACCACCACCACCAGUUGGGUCGGAGCGGCAGGCUGUCUGCCUGUAGUGUGGAUGAUCCCACGUCUUCAUCAUCGUCUUCAUCACUACGAAGCAGGGCCAUGUCGGAGAAUGAUCUACGUUUCGACUCCACAUACCACCGUGCUUCCCCCUCGGUUGCUACAGCGACACCGCUUUCAGAGCUGGAGGAGGGAGGCGGGGUUGGUGGAGUGGGAAGUGCUAGGGGAGUGGCUACCAGGAAGAAAACCCCACCCCCUCCCAGGCCGCCUCCCCCCAAAUGGGAGGAGUUCCAUCGAAGGAGAGCGUCCCACCACACCCUCUUCGCCUCUUCUCUCUCCUCCACCUCUUCUUCAUCAGUCCAUCCUCUCCCUCUCAGUCCACCAGAGGGUCUAUGCUCUCACUCUCCUCACACCCCCUGUCCCACAGAAACAUCCAAAAUGACGUAUCAGCGCUCUUACAGCCUCCCCCCUCAGAGGGAGGAGCUAGCGGGGUGCCAGCGCUGUAGCCUGAGCCAGCUCCAGGAACGCCCCUUUUCACAAGCCACGCCCAGUCCCCGGUUCACACGCAGGACCUUCCGGCCGGUGGCUCCACAACAUAGAGAGAGAGACACACCCACUCAUUACGACAACUCACUGCCCCCUCUACCACCAUCAGACAACCAAGCCAGGCUAUGCAACAAGGAUGAUCAAGAUCGCCCUGCUGUGUUGAAGCCCAUCUCUCAUAGACAGCAGAGGGCCGGUGCUGAGUGGGAGAGAACUCCAUCUCCCAGGGUGCAUAGCAUCUCAGCCCUCCCCACCAUAGAGAAUGGUGCUAUCUCUCUCGAGUCCUACUUUGCUAUGAGCUACGAGCAGCAGCAACAGCUACAGAACAGUAGAAGAUUCCGGAAUCAUCCCCACAACAACAAUAACAACAAACCAGAAUUGGAACCCGACUUGGAACUAGAACCAGGUUUUAGCCCGAGCUCCGCCCAGAGCUUGGAACAGGAAGUGGACAUCCCCAUGGAAACAGACAUUGACGACUUCCAGGAGGAGGGGCUUCCUGAGGAUGAAGAGCCAAUCAGGACAGAGCUCCAGUGUUUUGCUCUGCCUGUCACGGUUCUGGAGACAGACAUCGAUACGCUGCCUGACCAGGAGGCCUCGCAGGCGUGUAGGAAGACUGCAGAGAGUGGGUCCCUGGAUGGGGAGAUGGAGGACCAGGGGAUGGGGACCAGAGAGGGACUCAUGGAGGAGCUAUUCCCCCAGAGCGGUGAGGGCAAGGCGGGCACAGAGAGAUGGAGAGGGGCCUACCGUAGCUCAAACUCUGAGAAAAACACUGACAGCCUGGAUAGGCAUUCUGGUGCCAGCUCCAGUUGUUCGUCCUAUUAUUCUACCUCAGCAGCCAAGGCUCAGCUCCUCACUCAGAUGAAAGACUACUGCUCAGAUGCCAGAGAUACUGACCAUGAUGACCAACUGUCUUAUAAGAAACAGUUGAUGGAGAGUCUCCGUAAGAAGCUAGGAGUUCUGAGAGAAGCACAGAGAGGUCUACAGGAAGAUAUACGGGCUAACACACAGCUGGGAGAAGAGGUUGAGAGCUUGGUUGUAGUGGUCUGUAAACCCAACGAGGUGGAUAAGUUCAGGAUGUUUAUCGGGGACCUGGAUAAGGUUGUCAGUCUGCUGCUGUCUCUCUCUGGUCGGCUACUGAGGGUGGAGAGCUCCCUGGCCAACCUGGACGCUGAGACUGGACACCACGAGAGGCUCCUCCUCCUGGAGAAGAAGCGACAGCUACAGGUCCAGCUGUCUGAAGCCCAGGACCUGAAGGAACACGUUGACCACAGAGAGCAGGCUGUAGGAAGGGUCCUGGGACGAUGCCUCUCCCCAGAACAGCACCGUGACUACAGCCACUACGUGAAGAUGAAGGCAGCAUUACUGGUGGAACAGAGACAGCUGGAGGAGAAGAUCAGACUGGGAGAGGAGCAGUUAAGGGGGCUGAGGGAGAGUCUGGGGUUGGGGUUAGGGCUGUCCAUGGGCUAUGGACACUAUUAAACCAACCAGGAAACCUUAAAGCUGGGGUUAGGGCUGUCCAUGGGCUAUGGACACUAUUAAACCAACCAGGAAACCUUAAAGCUGGGGUUAGGGCUGUCCAUGGGCUAUGGACACUAUUAAACCAACCAGGAAACCUUAAAGCUGGGGUUAGGGCUGUCCAUGGGCUAUGGACACUAUCACAUUGACAUGGGAAGAGCCUCAGUCUUGGCUUGGGUGGUUGGUCUAGAAAUAGAGGAGAACCUUGCUGGACUGGUUAGGGAUGGGACAUGGGAGGAUGGGCCUGGGGCAUGGGCUUUACUGAAAGGCCAGGAAGAAGAGAAGGUUAGUGGGUUAUGGGAGAGCCUGGGCUUGGGGUUGGAGAUGGGCCUGGGGUAUAGGCACUAUGGGGAGACAGCCAUCCUACACACUGAGACCCUAGAGGAUGGGGAUAUGGGUACCACUGAACAACCCCAGUACGUCCUAAAAAAAAAGUGCUGCCCAACUUUUCAAAAAACACUUCAGUCCAUUUUUCUUGACACUCAAAACUUAUUGAGAGUGUUUUAAGUCUUCACUUGGUAGUAUUGGUGAAUUAAAAACACACACCUACCCUUUGGUGUUACAUUGGGGAUCAUUAACUUACCGACAUGAUCCUCACAAUCACACACACACUACGUGGUGAUGGACGUUGUUGUUGUUUAGUGAGCGUGUGUUCCUGAAGAGGCCUGGAGAAAGUAUUUAUUUAUUUAUAACUUCUCUGUAGACGACAGGGAGACUCUGGGGUGCUAGAAGAGUAUUUUUCCAUUAAACUGUUGAACAUAAUCAAAUAAUCUGUGCAGAAAAAGAGAGAAAAGCUCCUUCUUUCUCUCCACUCAUAAUCCAUUAUGUCCCAAUAUUAUCUCUACCAUACUACUUAGCAUCCAUGGACAACACAUUAUUCACUACAUACUCAG
Molecule: messenger RNA, 7029 nt
Organism: Oncorhynchus tshawytscha (Chinook salmon)
Lineage: Eukaryota; Metazoa; Chordata; Actinopteri; Salmoniformes; Salmonidae
Product: protein Shroom4
Exons: 16
Coding region: 332-6100 (1922 amino acids)
Biological process (GO): actin filament organization
Cellular component (GO): cortical actin cytoskeleton; apical plasma membrane; adherens junction
Molecular function (GO): actin filament binding
Source: RefSeq, a predicted model, not a curated record